Messenger RNA from Urocitellus parryii (Arctic ground squirrel), 783 nucleotides. NCBI's taxonomy places the organism in Eukaryota, Metazoa, Chordata, Mammalia, Rodentia, Sciuridae. The record is from RefSeq and is a predicted model, not a curated record.
AGCGCCGCGCGGGCGGGCAUGGAGGAGAGUGGCGAUUCUGAGCCGACCCCGGGCUGUAGUGGUCUGGACUCGGGCGGCGUUCGCGAUGGCGGCGGCGCUCACAAGUGGACKCCGGCGGACGCCUGGAUGAGCACCCACCCGAAGACAGUGAAUGGGAUAAGGGACAUCUUGAAGGCAUCUCAGAAACUACGAGGGAAUCCGGAUUUACCCAUGUCUUUCACUCUGGCCAUCGUGGAGUCUGAUUCUACAAUAGUCUAUUAUAAACUCACUGACGGGUUUAUGCUGCCAGACCCUCAGAAUAUUACCCUUAGAAGAUGACAUCUGUACUUCUCARCACUUUAUUCAUAAAAGAUUGAAUUUGAGACUCAUUUAACUGCUUUAUCUUUUAUCUCGGAGAUAGUCAGAGUCGAUUUAGCUCUUCUCAUUCCAUAAGUUUUCUUUCUGAAGAAUAAAACUUUUUCAGUUAAAAGAAUUUGUAUUGCUUAAAACCAUAGAGUUGUUGUUCUAGAACUCUUAUUAGAGACAGUUUAGUUACAGUUGUACUCAUAUUUAUGCUGAGGAUGUGUUCAGAGGGGUGGAACUGCUGUACCUCUUCGUCACCCACACUCAGCUGCUGCUGCUGGCUCGUCAUUGAAACCACCACCUCUUCCCUUACUCUGCUCUCCCAGGGCCUUCUGACCUCUGUAGCUAGCUUGAGCUGGUACUUCAUGUACAUUGUGAAAUGUGGAGAGUUUAUUUCUGCCUGCUUUUCCAUCUUUUGUAUAAAGUAAAAGAUUUAUUUGA